CAUAGCCACCGAGAGUAGGCAGGGCAAAAAAAAAAAUUUGAAUUAACUUUCGUGAAGAGUAAUUAUUAAAACGUCCCUGUUGAGCUGUCAUAAUUUUGAUAAACUGGGAAAACGAUUAUGACAACAGCUCAGUGCGGUCUAAUAGCCCCAGCAGGCUGCUGGUAGGAUCAGAAUACGACUAAGUUGCUAGCCUAUCCCUGCCGGUUGGCUGCUACCGUAUCAGCUGUAGCAUUAUCCAGACUAGCAGCUUCCGGUUCAAAUUCUCACUGCUGUCUGCCUUAUUAGCUAGUUGAAGGUGGCGGCAGCUUUUGACGGUCCAUUUAGCGAAGAGGCAUUUUUUUCCGGGGUUGGUUGAAACCAGUGUGGGAUGUCACAGAUGUGAUUUGGACCAACCUGCCCUCCUCCCCAGCCUUCAUUGAGAUUCGGCUUCCUGUCCUCCUCUUCUUCCCCAGUGUCCCAGUGUGUGAUCCCUCCCUCAUCAUGACCCUGUCAACUCUCCUGCCCCAGGCCUUGCUGCUGCUGCUGCUGCUGCCCUGUGGGACUCUGGCCUCCCACAGCAGCAGCCCCACCUUACUGGACCACAACACCACCUUACUGGAACAACACAUCACCACGGACCAGGAACACUGCCAACAGCUAUGCAAGCUCAAUCAAACAUGCAAUUGCUAUAUCUUCUGGAAGGAGAGAUUCACAUGCUUUCUGUUGAAAUGCUUUAAUGUGUCAGACUGCCCAGAUGUCUCUGUGGAGGAACUAUUUCCAGGAGAAGAGCUUGACAGUGGUGCCCAUGAAGACAGCGGAAAAAUCUUGAGAGCUUCUGGUCCUGGUUCUAGAACCCUACCAAAACUCCAGCCUGACAGCAACUCACCCGGAACGCCCCAGGAUACCGACAGCGCAGCCGACAGUCCGAGCAGUGGAGGAAGGGCCUCUCCCUCCCCCCCUCCCUCCUCUCCUGUGAGGGGCAGCAGUGGAGGGCUGUCUGCAGGGGAUGCUCUCCUCCUCAAUUCCUCAACUCUGUCACUACUGCAGAAGCCGCCUGAAAACCCACACCAGGGUGGAGAUGUGUCAGACCAGGGUGGAGAUGUUAAGGUCCCAGACCAGGGUGGAGAUGUUAAGGUCCCAGACCAGGGUGGAGAUGUUAAGGUCCCAGACCAGGGUGGAGAUGUUGAGAACCCACACCAGGGUGGAGAUGUUGAGAACCCACACCAGGGUGGAGAUGUUGAGAACCCACACCAGGGUGGAGAUGUUAAGGUCCCAGACCAGGGUGGAGAUGUUAAGGUCCCAGACCAGGGUGGAGAUGUUAAGGUCCCAGACCAGGGUGGAGAUGUUAAGGUCCCAGACCAGGGUGGAGAUGUUGAGAACCCACACCAGGAUGAUUACAUUUCCACCCAAGCCCCAGCAUUGCACAUGUCAGACGAGCCAACGAGCUGGAGCCCUGAGGAGGCGACCAGCGCCAGCAGGGCGACCACACCAAUGAUGACAUCAGGAUCAACAACAACUGCAGCAUUAUCAGCGACUGUGCCAACAACCACCACCACUACUGCAAUUCAACAACCUACUACAGCAACAAUGCCAACAUCACCAAUAACUUCAUCAACAUCAUCAACAACUUCAUCAUCAUUAACAAUAACAUCUGCUGCCUCUGGGCCUCUAGAAACGGAACACAAGCCAUCGACCUCUGACCCCCCUGGCCCUGGAGCGACCGCCAACCUUCCAUCCUCCUCCUCCAGUGCAGCUGGAUCCAAGAUCGCUGACAUGGAGGGGAACAGGGGGGGCAUCAUGGACGUGGCUGGGAGCCUUCUGACCAAACAGCUGGUGGACACCAGCUCCCUACUGGCUGUCCUGCUGUUUGGCCUCCUCUUCUUCUUGGUUACGGUUGUCAUGUUUGUGACUCAGGCCUAUGAGAGUUACCGCAGGAAAGACUACACACAGGUGGACUAUCUCAUCAACGGCAUGUACUCAGACUCAGGGGUGUGAUGGGCCAGACUGUGUUUACUUUUGCCAACAUGCUUUCAGUUAUUGAACUUUUUUUAAUUUAGUAUUUUCUAAAAGCACAUCAUGGUUCUGUUGAUUCACAUGUUGUCAGAGUAUCAUUCUACCCCCCCCCCCCCCCAGGGAUGGUUGAGGGGACAUGGUUCAUAAAGUUAACAGUUAAAACUGUCAGAGUUGCGCCAGUCUCUAUUUUAGAUGUUUCUGUCUGAAGUUUCUUACCACCAAAUGCACACAGAGAUUGACUUACGAGGCCCACACUGUAACAAGCUGUACCCAGCUGUGAGCCUUAUUCAGACCAUACCAUCUUCUACAGGUCGAGUUCUGUACCUCCAGGCCUGAGGAGGUUUCUGUGUUUGUGGUUCUGUUUCCAACCAUCCAGCAGUGUGUUCAUACUGCUAACUGCUUAUCUUAACCCUGCAUGUGUCUUAAAGGGGCUUUCACUUUAAACAAUAAAUUGAAAUUAAAUAUUUUAAUAGUGCAUAACAAUGAGUAGUUGCUGGGUAUAACCUGGAUAGUUCUGUCUGUAACCCCCAUGAACGUUAAUAGUGGUGUUUGCUUACACGUUACACUGUUUGUGGGUUGCAGAAAGUACAUUAACUUUGUACCCACCCACCUACUAUAUGUUUUAUGUAUGAUCCCAAAAUGUUAUAGAUUUUGAGUAAGGUUUUUUCUUUACGUUUCUCAGCAUGGUUUUUCCAGAUACAUUCCAGAGGGAAUUAAUGUUAUCUGGUCUUAGAUUUCUAUGCAGUUGAUACUUCCACAUGUCAUAGGAGAAUGGCCAAAGACUGUUGUAAUCCGUUCAUUUCCUCUCCUCAUGUCACUUUGGGUUGCUUUGUAAAUUGGGUUGAAAAGGUGUAGCCUAAUAGUUUGCUUUGUUUACAUUCGGCUUGUGUCCACCUGUAUGGUUCUUACAGUCCAGUGUCGACCGUAGUCGUAAUGAGCAGCUAGUCCGUGAUGGUGAAGGGAAUCCAUGUUGUCUUUUUUCCUUGACCAGAGUCAUUUG
This is a messenger RNA of Hypomesus transpacificus, 2992 nucleotides long. RefSeq lists its product as uncharacterized. Bases 481 to 1974 code for a protein of 497 amino acids. The transcript has 5 exons. The record is from RefSeq and is a predicted model, not a curated record. Lineage: Eukaryota; Metazoa; Chordata; Actinopteri; Osmeriformes; Osmeridae.